AUGCCUGGGCGCCUCCGAGUCCGGAGGCCCUCUCCAACCACUGUCUCCUUCGCCGUCUCCGAUGCGCCCAGCCGCUCCAAUUCCUCCGCCAAAAUCCUCUUCGCCCUCCAGAUCCUGCUCCGCAGCUUGGUAUUCUGCUGCGCCAUCUUUGCGGCCAUCGCACGGUUUCGACACUCGUAUUUCACGGGGAAUGAGUCCAUCAUCCACUGGGAGGACGUGUGGUCAAGCCCGCUGGGCGUGAAGGUGUGUCGUUGGGUGGACCCCUACAACCCGUGGGCGGUUGCUGCGAGCAGCGCAUUGGUGAUCUACGGGGUGUUCAGGAAAGGCUAUACUGAGGAAUCCCUCCUUGUCAUCCGCGGCUUUGGGAUUCAGACUUCUACCUCGUCCUCCACGUAUCUAUCGACCGCCGCGACGAGGUUCAUCCCAACCGCCCAGAUUCAGGAUAUUGUGAUUCAUGAAGCCUUCAGGGGGUUUGAAGUGCGGUUUUACUUGGCUGUUAUUGUGGAGGGCGAGCCGGAGGUUGUGGUGGUCUUCCCAGUGAGCUCCCUGGUCUUCUGUUAUCGGGUUAUGCGCUGGGCUAAUCUUUCCUUAGACACUGUUACCCAGGCGAAAGAUACUCGAGGAAGUGUGGAGAGGUUCUCGUCAUUGCCUGUACGAUGCAAAGUCAUGAACCAUCAAGGGAACAGAGUCAACAUGCCCAGGGAGGCGGACACCGUCAUCCUCCGGGGUUACCUUCCUCGGUCAUGCCGAUUGACAUCUAUGAAGCUUCUGGAACCACAGGGCCGUACAUGGUGA
Penicillium lagena is the source of this 795-nucleotide messenger RNA. Its product is annotated as PIG-H family GPI synthesis protein. Gene Ontology annotation, biological process: GPI anchor biosynthetic process. Bases 1 to 795 code for a protein of 264 amino acids. NCBI's taxonomy places the organism in Eukaryota, Fungi, Ascomycota, Eurotiomycetes, Eurotiales, Aspergillaceae. The record is from RefSeq and is a predicted model, not a curated record. The transcript has 2 exons. Gene Ontology annotation, cellular component: glycosylphosphatidylinositol-N-acetylglucosaminyltransferase (GPI-GnT) complex.